UUUCCAAAGUGCACUGUAUUCCUCAAAAUAUGUAAUUAGACUAUAAUUUUGUUCUAAUAAUCAACUAAGUGGUCAGAAGAUUUUGAUUUAUCAUGAUAUGUAUUUAGUAUAUCGAAAGAAAAUAAUUAGUUUAGUUCACAAUGCACAAAAACAGAAGUUUGAAAUAAAAUAGAAAGAAGUUUUUAGUUUUAAUCAUAUUCGAUAAUUUUUGGUUUUCAUUAUUCAAUAACUAACUGGCUUUAUAGCCCAGCUUACUCCCCAGGUUUCGAAUAUAUUCGUUUUUGGUUUCCCCAACGAUGGUGUUGGCUUUAUCCUUUGCAGCUUUUUCCCCAGUGGCAUCCCUUUGCACCCGUACUAAUUCUUGCUCUCUAAGAUCCACACCCCACUCUCAAGAAGCAUCCCUGCUCCGGCAGGCAGCAGAGGUGGCAGACCUGUCUGCAGGGUUGACAGCACCACACCCUAACUUUGGCUGUGUGAUAGCGAGAGGAACAGAUGUGGUCGGUCAUGGCUUCCUCUAUGCACAGGGCACCAAAUGUGCCGAGCUGCAGGCUGUGGAGAUAGCUCGUGAACUCUCCCGUGGUGCCACCGCCUACCUCAACCUGGAGCCGGGGGACUGCUAUGGAGACCUCACUCCUGUCUCCUCCCUUGUUCAGGCAGGGAUUUCAAGAGUUGUUGUAGGCAUCAGGCACCCUUUACACCACCUUAGAGGGAAGGCAAUACAAGCAUUAAGAAGCCAAGGGGUUCAAGUUGAUGUUGUUGGGGAGGAUUUAUUGGGUAAAGCAUUUGAGGUGCAUCAAUUACAGGAAGCUUUGAAAUCCUGCCUUGUAGUAAAUGCACCAUUACUUUACUGGGCUGCAUAUUGUGUUCCAUUCUCUGUUCUCAAAUUUGCAAUGACCUUAGAUGGAAAAAUUGCAGCUAGUAGUGGACAUGCUUCUUGGGUGAGCAGCAAAGUUUCUAGACAUCGCGUGUUUGAAUUGCGGGGCAGAAGUGAUGCAAUUAUUGUUGGAGGGAAUACUGUUCGUCGUGAUGAUCCACAGUUAACUGCAAGGCAUGGAGGAGGCCAUGUUCCUGCACGGAUAGUUUUGUCACGAACUCUUGAUUUUCCAGAAGAGCGUAAGCUUUGGAAUGUUUUUGAUGCAUACACCAUAGUUGCAACUCAAAGGGGUGCUUGUAAGGAUAUGCAGAAAAAACUUGCCUCAAAAGGUGUUGAAGUGGUUGAGUUCGACUUCUUAAACCCCAAGGAUGUCAUGGAAUAUUGUUAUGACCGUGGCUACCUCUCAUUAUUGUGGGAAUGUGGUGGAAGUCUAUCUGCACCAGCUAUAAAAUCUGGUGUCAUUCAUAAGUUGUUUGCUUUUGUAGCACCAAAAAUUAUUGGAGGAGAAAAUGCCCCUUCACCAGUUGGUGAAUUGGGAAAUGUGGAGAUGACACAGGCUAUUGACUUGAUUGAUGUAUCGUAUGAGCAGAUUGGUCCAGAUAUUCUUGUGAGUGGCUAUAUCAAGCCCAUCCCAGAUUUAUCCCCUGUAAUUCCAUCUGUUGAUGAAACUUCAGCUCUUGACCCAACAAUUUCACCUUAUGAAACGAACAUUAUUUUCUUCUAUAAGACAUGGGACGAGUAUGGAGUAUUUUCAAACUUUUCUCCCCAUCCUGUGCAAAUGCCUGAUGAAAAUGGGGAUUACAUCAUGUGGCCGAGUGUGGAGCACUAUUAUCAGGCCCACAAAUUCAUACCAGCUGAUGCUCCUCUAGCUGGAGAGUUUGUUCAACAAAUAAAGAUUGCAAAGAGCCCUGAGGAAGCUGCUCGCCUGGGGAGGAAGUUGCAGAGACAACACCCUGAAAUGGUUAGAGAAGAUUGGGACACUGUCAAGAUUGAUGUCAUGUAUAGUGCUCUGAAGUGCAAGUUCUCCACAUACUCGAACUUAAAAUCGUUGCUUUGCUCAACAGCAGGUUGCAUUCUUGUUGAAGCAUCACCACAUGAUCUCUUCUGGGGAGGUGGCCGGGAAGGAGAAGGCCUUAAUUAUUUGGGUAGGCUUCUAAUGAAACUGAGGUCGGAGAUCAUGGAAAAUACAUCAACACCUGUUUAAAACUUCCGGCCUUAUAAUUGAAGGACGCAUCUGAGAUGUACACUUUUGUUUUGCUGUAUCGAGCCAUGCGGCAAUAGCUGAUUUCACCGGAAGAGCCGCCCUUACCGGUGAAGUAUCCUGAAGGAAGGACUGGUGGCUUUGUUUACUAUUAUCAUUAUUUUAAUCAUUAGCAUUGGUAUUACUUGUUAAUUUGAUUUUUAGAGCUAAUUGGGCUGAUACAGCAAUUAUGUCAGACACAGUCAAUGUACCAUUAGACUCUUCUUCAUUAUCAGAAACUAUGCUCAAUUUCAAUAUUUGAUGUAAUUUAUUGUAAUUGACUUAAUAAUAUGGUUAGUUCUAUUA
Messenger RNA from Dioscorea cayenensis subsp. rotundata (Guinea yam), 2420 nucleotides. RefSeq names its product riboflavin biosynthesis protein PYRR, chloroplastic. Gene Ontology annotation, molecular function: 5-amino-6-(5-phosphoribosylamino)uracil reductase activity; diaminohydroxyphosphoribosylaminopyrimidine deaminase activity; NADP binding. The record is from RefSeq and is a predicted model, not a curated record. Bases 297 to 2078 code for a protein of 593 amino acids. The transcript is spliced from 9 exons. Gene Ontology annotation, biological process: riboflavin biosynthetic process. Lineage: Eukaryota; Viridiplantae; Streptophyta; Magnoliopsida; Dioscoreales; Dioscoreaceae.